This is a messenger RNA of Anthonomus grandis grandis, 766 nucleotides long. RefSeq names its product 39S ribosomal protein L30, mitochondrial (gene mRpL30). Gene Ontology annotation, molecular function: structural constituent of ribosome. NCBI's taxonomy places the organism in Eukaryota, Metazoa, Arthropoda, Insecta, Coleoptera, Curculionidae. The transcript has 3 exons. Gene Ontology annotation, cellular component: mitochondrion; large ribosomal subunit. The record is from RefSeq and is a predicted model, not a curated record. Bases 173 to 718 code for a protein of 181 amino acids. Gene Ontology annotation, biological process: translation.
UUUAAGUUGCUGACCUGUAGAUAGAUCCUUCAUGUGACGUGUGUAAGUCAAAUAUUUCCUGUCAAUGUCCAUCACUAGAAACUAAAAACAUAACCUAAAAAUAAAUCACAAAAUAACCUCUAAGUCCCUAAACAACAAUUUUUAUUUUUUGCUAUCCGAUUUUUGAAUAAGAAUGUUUGCUAAUAAAUUAUUCACAUUCAAAUGUGUAACACCUUCAAUAACAGUAAGCAGAAAUGUUGGUAAAUGCAAAUUUAACUGGUUUAAUGAAGGAAUUCAAUACCCUGGUUUCAAAUACUAUCCCAGAAACCCGAACUUUCAAGAUCCACCUUAUGAACCUUCAAAGCUGUUCAGAGUCAAAAGAAUCAGACCUUUGAAGGGACUUCCACACUGGGAGAAGAAAAUCCUUACCGAAUUCAAAUUGGAUGGCAAUGAUUAUGCAAUAAUAAAGAACAUCCCAGAAAACAACCAAAGGUUAUGGAAAGUUAAACAUGCAGUUCAAAUUGUCCCAAUAACCUUUCCAGAUGGGUUUCCUAAAGAAACAGACAGAACUGUUCUAACUGAAUAUGGAGAGCUAAAGAUAAUAAAGAGUAUCGACUCUGUUGAGAAAAGGUUACAGCUUGCUGAUGAGUUCCAGAAAUUACCUGAAAGGAUGGAUGGAGACACAUUGAGGAGGAAUUUAAGAAAAAAGUGGCUUACUGGGUUUGAAAAUAUUGCUUAGUUUAUGUAUAUGAGUAUUUGAUAAAGAAUAAUAAAAAAAGAAAUGAUU